Symbiodinium sp. CCMP2456 is the source of this 527-nucleotide messenger RNA. Lineage: Eukaryota; Dinophyceae; Suessiales; Symbiodiniaceae. The record is from the annotation of a GenBank genome assembly.
GUAUCCCUGGGGCUACGCCGGCAGCUACCCAUUGCCGGGACCAGGACCAGGCCCCUGUGUGGUCGCCCCGCCGGCCAUGGCCGAGUCGGCCACCCUGUCGCCAACAGGCGCGAGCCCGGCCCGGCGACCUCCGGAGGAGGAGGAGGCGCCAGCGCCGCCUACGGUCAACUCACUUGAAACAACGCUUCCUGUGGGCCCCAGUGAUCUGGACUUUCAGGAGUCGCUGGUCUGCUCUUUCUCGGCCGUGGUGGACGAAAUGCUCCAGUUCAAGUACGGCUGCGGCAUAGACAUGGUGGACUACCGGGCCAAGCUGAGAGUUCUUUGCGAUGCGAGUGCGCUUUGCUCCAUGCCGCGGCUGGUGGACGCUGCCAACUCGCAGAAAGACUUCUUCGCCUUGGACGCCAGCAACUGCCAGGUACAGCUGCGGCUGACAUACCAGGAGCUCUCGUCCUUCGGCGCCCUCUGCGAGAGGCUUCGGAUGCUUCCGGGCACCGCCAGCGCCGUGGUGGUCAUCUCCACGCGGGGCG